Messenger RNA from Bactrocera dorsalis (oriental fruit fly), 913 nucleotides. RefSeq names its product copper chaperone for superoxide dismutase (gene Ccs). Lineage: Eukaryota; Metazoa; Arthropoda; Insecta; Diptera; Tephritidae. The record is from RefSeq and is marked provisional. Gene Ontology annotation, molecular function: copper ion binding. Gene Ontology annotation, biological process: removal of superoxide radicals.
AUAGUAGCUGAAGAAAUGGGAGAUAUCAAAGUUGAAUUUUCCGUACAAAUGCGAGGAGAGCAUUGUGCUGAAAGAGUACGCAAUGCCCUUCAAGGUACUAGUAAAGUUGACAUUGAUUCCUCCGAAGGACGAGUUACAAUAGAAACAAAAGAACCGUGGUAUGUUAUUAAGGAUAAAAUCGAGAGCACUGGACGAAAGGCUGUAUUAGUUGGAUUUGGUGGACAGUCUGCGGUUGCGAUUAUAAAUACUACCGGCAGUGACGUUGACCGUACACCGAUACAAGGAAUUUUGCGUUUUUGUGCGUUAACAAAAGAUAAUCCAGGCGUGGUGGUGGAUGGUGUUGUAGACGGUUUGACGCCUGGAUUACAUGGUUUGCAUGUUCACGAGUCCGGGGACGUAUCAAGUGGUUGUGCUUCCAUCGGAGAACAUUACAAUCCACGCGGCUCACCACACGGCAGUCCGGAAAAUGCACCUGAUUCACGGCAUGCGGGUGAUUUGGGCAAUAUACGCGCUGAUGAAAGUGGUCGUGCUACCUUUCGUUUUGUCGACCCUGUAUUAGCUGUGUGGGAUAUUAUUGGGCGCUCAGUGGCGAUAACAGCGAAUGCUGACGAUUUGGGGAGAGGUGGCAAUGAACAGAGCCGCAUUGAUGGCAACGCUGGUGAACGCAUUGCUUGCGGUAUAAUUGCACGUUCAGCAGGAAUUAUGGAAAAUUUCAAAAAGAUUUGUGCUUGCGAUGGCGUGACGCUAUGGGAUGAAAGAAAUAAACCUAUAGCUGGUGGAAAUCGGGCACAAAAAUUAUAAACGAAGGAUUUCGGUAGAGUUAAGCAUAUAGUUAUGUCUACAUAAUAAGAGGUACGCUUAAGGUGUAAUAAAACAGGUGAUAUGAAGUGAUAUAAUAAAUAUGUAGUUGCAU